AGGGGCUGGGGGCGGGGGGAUGGUGAGUCGGGGAUAAACACUCCGCAGCGGUGGCGGCUGCUGCUCUGCUCCGGGUUCUGUCACGGUGUCAGCGGUGCCCAGCUCACUGGCCCCCUCCCCCUCCCAGCGAGCGUGGUCGCCAGAGAGGCUCCCUCAAUCCUGCUCCGCGGGGUCCACAGCGGGAAGCGGGUGUCCAGCGGCGGCAGCGAGCCCGUGGGCAGUGGGGGUUGGUCCCGUGGCUCCGGCCCCCGGUGCAGAAUGGCGGCGGCGGUUCGGAUGAACAUCCAGAUGCUGCUGGAGGCGGCCGACUAUCUGGAGCGGCGAGAGAGAGAAGCUGAACAUGGUUAUGCCUCCAUGUUACCAUACAAUAACAAGGACAGAGAUGCCUUAAAACGGAGGAACAAAUCGAAGAAGAAUAACAGCAGUAGCAGAUCAACUCACAAUGAAAUGGAGAAGAAUAGACGGGCUCAUCUUCGCUUGUGCCUGGAGAAGUUGAAGGGGCUGGUGCCACUUGGGCCAGAAUCAAGUCGACACACUACGUUGAGUUUAUUAACAAAAGCCAAAUUGCACAUAAAGAAACUUGAAGAUUGUGACAGAAAAGCCGUUCACCAAAUAGACCAGCUUCAGCGAGAGCAGCGACACCUGAAGAGGCAGCUGGAGAAGCUGGGCAUCGAGAGGAUCCGGAUGGACAGCAUCGGCUCCACCGUCUCCUCGGAGCGCUCCGACUCGGACAGGGAAGAAAUCGACGUUGACGUGGAGAGCACAGACUAUCUCACAGGUGACCUGGACUGGAGCAGCAGCAGUGUGAGUGAUUCUGACGAGCGGGGCAGCAUGCAGAGCCUCGGCAGUGACGAGGGCUACUCCAGCGCCACCAUCAAGAGAAUAAAGCUCCAGGACAGUCGCAAGACGUGUCUCGGUCUCUAAGAGAGUGGUCGCUGCAGCUGCCUCCUCGAAGGUUCUGCCUGUCGGAGCUGAUUAGGUAGUGUAUUGGACCUGCCCACAACGCCCUUGCACGUAAACUUCAGUGUACCACCUUUACCAAAAUCAGCUUUGUAACCGUUUCCAAGGAAGUGCUUAGGACUGUGGGUUUCUGAUUGCAUCCACUAGCUUCUCUCUCUCUCCAUAAAAAUUCGUCUCUGAGAGACUGUACAUUCCAAUCAAUUUGAAGCACCCAAGAAUUCUUAGUCCGAAUAAGCAAUUUUCACAUCUCAGCAGUUUCCCUCUUCUUUACUGUCCUCAUGUACUCCACCAGACCUUUCGUAUGGUUUUCUGGCUUACCAUGUUACUUGCCUAGGAGGAUUGUCCAAGUGUGUCUUGUGCUUAGGAAACUGAAGGAAACAAACUUUUAAAGUUGAGAUCCUGAUCUCAGAACUCCAAAGUAAGCUUUGAAAGCGACAUUUAAGAGCACUUAACCAUGGACCUCACCCCCAGUGAGGAAGUCAGGAAUACCUCUAGAAACACCCCCUUCCCACACAGCCCAUGUGGAUGGGAGCAGUAUUUCUCACUUUAAAAUGGACACCUUGAUAGCUUGUCUUUGGGGGUUGCACAGCUUAUAAAAGUUCCAGAUUGUUUGUUCUCACAGACAAAACGGUACAAUCUAUUUUUGUGCGAUGUUCUUGGGACCUUGCUGUGUACCACUAUCUCAAGGCACAUUUUCCCCUCAAAGUGUGUUAAUGCUACUUGUCUCUGGAACAUUUUUUUUUUUCCUACCUCAGAGAUAAAUGAGAUCUCCAUUUCCCACUUAACACAAAGUGAUUAUGCCUCUUUUUUUUUUCCAAAUAAGUGACAUUUGGUCCAAUUCUAAUAUAUUUUCCUAUUUAACUUUCAGCAAUAACUGAGCUUUGGCGCUAGCUGAGCUAGUGGCCAUGAUCAGUGAAAGAAAAAGUCCACAUUUCUACUCUCUAUGUUGCAGGUGAACAGGAGGGGACGGUACAGUGUUACUAGAAUUCCUCUCCUUGUUGAUUAUUUUUGGACACACCCAGAAACUUCUUUAUGGAGGCUUAUGGGUUGAUAGUUUAAAAGGCUGAUUUUUCUUUUUGGUUUUGAUUUUUCCCUUAAGUGGUCUCCCACUUUGUAGCAUUUUUAUUUAAGCUAAAACAGAGCACAUGUAUAUGUACAUAAGACACAUUAAAUCUAUAAAUACUAUUUAUUCAUUUUAUAUGAACUAAUGUAAUGGAAAAUAAAUUCUUAUGACUUUGUGCUUUUAUAGAUGUUCUAGAAACUUUCUAUGUAGGUAUCUACAAAAUUUGUUCAUUCCCCUUAAUAUUUUUGCAUUCAUAUUUUCGAGGUCUUGAUGUUUUCAGCCUCUGGCGAAUCUUUUUCAUUGAAUUUGAACCAUUUGUAAAACCUGUGAUGCUGAAGCAGAGUGUGUCACAAAAUGAUGAGAACAUUCCUAAAAUCCACAGACGCACUGCGACCUAAGGGCUCAACGGCUGACUCGGCAGUGGGCAGCCACCCCGCUCCCCUGUUGGCCUGCUGUCACUAGCACACCACAGCCUCGCAGCUCACCCAGCGCCUGCACCUUGCACACAGCUAAAGUCAAAGUUCUAACGCACUCUACAUGGAAGCUCAUCCUACACACGAAGAUCGAGCUAAACAAAGCAAGAGUACUUCUGUGGGUUUUUUUUUUAAUGAUUCUUUAAUGUAUUAAAAAUGUUUUCAUUGGAAGUAGUGGAUUCCUAAGUGAUUCCAAAGUCAUCUGUAAUUUCUCUGUUUUUGUUUUGUUCUGUUGUUUUCUUCAUUUCAGCUUUGGGUGGGGGGAGGGGCAGGUGACACAAAGGAUUUUUUUUUUUUUAAUUGUUGGAAUCUUUUCCGAUAACCAGCUGAAGAUUUGCACUGAAAUACAACUUGUAUGCCUUUUGCAUUUUUAAAGCCUGCUUCCUGAAUUUAAGCAAAGUGAUAGUGUUCAAAGAGCCAGCUCAGCCUGUAACAUGUUUGAAAAAGAUAUAUCUGCACUUUGAGGUCCCUUUUGAACGCCAUUCGCUAGACCUCUUGAGUAUUUUAUUUCAUGGCUACAUCCAAGCGCCUCACAAGUCCACGAUGCUGGAUGCUGGAUGGCAUCAAAAACUCAAGACUUUGGAAAAAGCUUGUGGGCUUGCAUUGGGGGUGGGAAGGGAACAAAAUGUGUGUACUUCUUCAUUUAAUUUAGAAAUAAGGCAUCUGAGAGAUGCUAUUAUUUUCUGUGUUUUAAUUGUUGUGCCUUUGAGUUAAACUGCAUUUUUGUCUUUUGGUUGAAAUAUGAAAUGUACUGUCCCAAUAUAAAACAGUAAUUAUUUGA
Lemur catta (Ring-tailed lemur) is the source of this 3277-nucleotide messenger RNA. RefSeq names its product MAX dimerization protein 1 (gene MXD1). The coding region runs from base 259 to 924 and encodes 221 amino acids. The record is from RefSeq and is a predicted model, not a curated record. The transcript is spliced from 6 exons. NCBI's taxonomy places the organism in Eukaryota, Metazoa, Chordata, Mammalia, Primates, Lemuridae. Gene Ontology annotation, biological process: negative regulation of transcription by RNA polymerase II. Gene Ontology annotation, molecular function: DNA-binding transcription factor activity, RNA polymerase II-specific; protein dimerization activity; RNA polymerase II cis-regulatory region sequence-specific DNA binding.